GCGUAAGUUUUUUACGCAACCUCUAAAAUAGCUAAAAUAUGUUAAGUACAACAUAUAGUAUGUAUAAUGUGAGUGUGUAGAUUUUAGAUAAGUGAAUAACUACAUGAAAUUCAUAAUUAAAAUGUAAUAACUAAAACAUAAACUUAUUUGUGUUGACUCAAAAGUAGAGAAAACUCAUAACAUCUUAAUAAUAAGCUCAUAAACGUAGAUCGUAACCCGUAAACGAGUUUGAGAAUCCAAAUUCUCAUAAGCUGGUUUGAGUUUGCUUAAUUACAUACGAUCAAUUACCCAUAAACUUUUAUCGUAUCCCAGGUAAGAGCCACAGGUGAAGAUUAAGGGAAAAGACUAAUAGAAGGUCAGCGACUGUUGAGAAUACCAUUAGGUGUCUUUUCAACCUAAUGUGAAGCCCCUAUCUCGACACUAUUUGUAGAACGAGUGAUGAAUCAUGUUUUCCUUUUUUUUUGUUAUGUUUUGCUUAUAUGUCUCCAAAAUUACAUCAUAUUGGGCCAAUUAGCACAUUUUAUGAGAUGAUCAAAAUCGUAUAAAAACGUUUCAGAAUCGCGAUUUUAAGCGAUUUUACCCAUAUUUUUACCAAUUUUUGUGACUAAGCGACUUUAGUUAGAAACUGAAACAUUUUGGUGGCCUGGAUACGUAAAAACGUAAGUAUUUACGUUUUAAUACGUGAUUUUGACUGCACUGGUGACAACUACUUAAUAAGUAGUUAUUAUGUUUGGUUUUGGUUAACUCCCGUUAUACCAUUAUACCAACUACUCAAACCGAGCAUUUUUACCCGGUUCACUCCCGUUCAAAUUGAUUAGUGACCGAAACCGAACAUAUUACCACCCAUACCAACUACUCAAACCGAGCCCUUCUACUCGCCCAAAUUAGGUCUCGCGCGCCGUUGCUUUGCGCUGAAAUUUCUUGCUUCACUUCACUCAAAUGCUCGAAAUGGGCCGCUCUCUGCUGUUUGGAGUUCUUCGUCGCUCAAAUUCCUUACCUUCCAAUUACGUUGCUUUCGCUUCACUCGGUAUCGCCCAUUCUCGCAAUUUCACCAGCAAUGGAGCUUCCCAGGACCCAUCCACAAUUCCCACAUCAAUCAGUGGAGCUCUGGACCGAUUCCAUCACGGGAGGAAAAACCUCACCCCGCAACUUCCACCCGACGAAACGAUCAUAAGAAACACUGACAAAGUCUGCAAAUUGCUGUCCAAAGAGUCCAACAACCCCAACAACUUGGAGAGGUUGCUCGACGAGGCAUCAAUACAGGAGCUCUCGCCGGCUCUGGCGCUGGAGGUAUUGAAGCGGCUGAGCAACGCAGGCGUUCUCGCGCUAUCGUUCUUCAGGUGGGCGGAGAAGCAUAAAGAGUUUCAUCACAGCACGGAGAGCUACAAUGUGCUGAUCGAGUCUCUGGGUAAGAUCAAGCAGUUCAAGCUGGUUUGGACUCUGGUCGAUGAUAUGAAGCGCCGUGGGUUGUUGAGUAAAGAGACGUUUGCCCUGAUUUCGAGGAGGUACGCGCGAGCCAAGAGGGUGAAAGAAGCAAUCGAUGCAUUUGAGAAGAUGGGCAAGUACGGGUUCAAGAUGGAAUCCUCCGACUUCAAUCGGUUGCUCGACACGCUGUGCAAGUCGAGGCAGGUGGAGAGUGCACACGAGGUGUUCGACAAAAUGAAGAAGAGAAGGUUCCAACCUGAUAUCAAGUCGUACACGAUAUUGCUGGAAGGCUGGUGUCAGGAGAUGAAUUUGCUGAGGUUGAACGAAGUCUACAUGGAGAUGAAAGACGAAGGGCUUGAUCCAGAUGUUGUUACCUACAGCAUUCUUCUGAAUGCAUAUUGCAAAGUCGGCAAAUAUAGCGAGGCGAUCAAUUUGUUCCACGAGAUGGAAUCGAAGAACUGCAACCCGAAUCCUCACAUCUUCUGCACAUUGAUCAAUGGGCUGGGGUCAGUGAAGAGACUGAAGGAAGCGAUAGAGUUCUUCGAGAGGUCGAAAGCUUGUGGGUUUGCUCCAGAGGCACCUACCUACAACGCUGUCAUCGGGGCAUACUGCUGGUCGUUGAAGAUCGAUGAUGCUUUCAGGACAGUUGAUGAGAUGAGGAGGAGUGGGGUUGGUCCGAAUUCGAGAACUUACGAUAUAAUUCUUCACCAUUUGGUGAAGAAUCGAAGAACAGAAGUGGCAUACUCUGUGUUCCAAAGAAUGCGAAAUGAGGCUGGAUGCGAGCCAACGUUGAGUACCUACGAGAUUAUGUUGCGGAUGUUCUGUAAUGAGGAUAAGCUAGAUAUGGCAGUGGAGAUUUGGAACCAGAUGAAGGGCAGAGGUGUUCUUCCUGGCAUGCAUAUGUUCUCUAAAUUGAUAACUACCUUGUGCAAGAACGGGAAGGUAGAUGAUGCUUGUAAGUACUUUCAGGAAAUGCUGGAUGUUGGUAUUCGGCCUCCAGCAGCAUUGUUCAGCAAUCUCAAGGAGACUCUGGUGGAGAAUGGCCAUAAGGUCACUGCUUCCAAUCUAGCAGAAAAGAUGCGUAAGCUCAGGAAAACGCCAUUGGAUGCCUCACUGCUCACACCAACAACGGACUGAGAUACGAUUUUAGCUUCUGAGUUCCAGGUGAAUGAGAAUUGGAAGUGUCCAAUCUAAACCAUGAACUCCUUCCACUGAGUUCCUAAUAUCUUUCAGAAAGGACAUGGAGUCAUCAACUGUUGAUCAAUUUAUACAUACAGAAGGUCUUGAAACGAAUCUCCAAAAUGUUGGUACAACGAUAUGGUUUAAGUUUCAAGCAGAGUGGCUUGUGUUAUGCAGAUUUUUUCUUUAUGUUCUUGAUUCAGGAUUGAAGUUCGUGGAUGCAUCUGCGUUUCCAGAAUUAGGUACCUUUCAGUUUUGGAGGCUGGUUUUUGGAGUCAUUUUCCUGCUACUGAGGCCCAUGGUUAACUCUGCAACACCCAUUAUGUAAUGUAUUGUUCUUCUCUGCCGAAGUUCGAAAGGAAUUCUCAUAUCAAUAGUCAAAAUCUGUUGGUACAAACUGUCUCUCGCAACCAGAACAAAAAUAUAGUGUUCCCGGCUUCCCGCCCAAAGUUACUUAUUGGCCUACUGAAUUUCUUUGGUUAUCUGUCAACCGGGGAGAAUCAUUUUGGGUGGCCUGAAUCUUGAGACACAAAAUGAAAGGAAGAACCAUUUGGACCUUGGUUCCAGUUUAGACUUGAGACAGAUGGUAAUAAUGCAGUCAGUUGGGAAGCAAAGUCGUUGCACAAGUUUUCUAUCAAAAUUGUAUGGAAGUCAAUAAGGCCUAGAAGACAGAGAGUUGAUUGGCACAAGUGCUAUGGUGAAGAUAUGGUUCCAAAGCAGUGGCUUCUGAUGGCUUGUGAUCAUGAAUCGAAUUAAGACGAGAGAAAAGUUAAAAGGCUCGGGGCUAAUUGAUUCGGAUGAUUGUCUGUUGUGCAGCAAGGGACCUGAAACAAGGGACAGACAGUUUGUUUUCUUAAGGUCAGUUCUCCUGAGAAGUUUUAACUUCCUUGUUUCCGAGGGAAUUAUGGCCUGAUGAUUGGAAUGGAAUGCUGGAGGUAGUUUGUAGCCUUGCUAGGCCAAGAACAAUGGAUAGCAGCUUAGUAGGAGGGUUAUGGUGCUUGUAUGUUUCUGUACUCUAGUGUGAACGGUGCAGCAGAGUUUACCGGUCUACUCUCAGAAGUACAGCGGAGGAUUGUUGGCUCGAGCUUUUCGAGUAAUGUGUACGAGAGUUGAGACUUGUUUACUGUUUAGUACUGUGUAGAGGGUAUUGCAGCAUUAAGACUUGUGAAAGUGGAGCUUUGUUUAGGAAAGCUGGGUAAGAAGGUAGCUAAAGAGACCACUCAAGCAAAGAAAUGAAAAUUCUGGAAACCAACCCAAUUCUGGAACUAGCAUAUGUAAGAUGAAGAACCCUUGUCAGCAUUGAAUAUUCUCAGGACUUGGAUUAACAAUGGUAAUCAGGUUAAAGUGUGUAGUUGUUGGUAACACCAUACGUAAUCAUAACUUGUUCUGGUGGAGUAUUAAAAUAAUGGGGUUAACUAAUUGAAAGGGAGAAUAUGACAGACAGUAGAAGAAGUAUUAUAUUCAUUUGGCUGCUGCUGGGUAAUAAUAGGCAUCCUGAAAACGAGGAACAAAUGAUGAUGAGAUACCGUCGGCAAAUGGUUUACCGUUUACCGCCGGUUACCGAUUCGGUAAAACGAUAAACCGUUUACCGGAUUACCGUUUAUCACCCCUAUCUACGCCUAUGUCCUUAGCCUGGUUGGUGCGGCAGAAAGUGAUGCUGAAAUUCAGCGUUUUCUUGCGGGAAAAGGCAAAAAUUAAAGUCAGACAGACGGAGAGGUUACCCUUAACCCCGUCUCACAAGCUAACACUCCCACCGCGCAUUGCGCAUUUAUUUCUUCAUCACUGCUACUUCAACAACAACAACAAGAAGAAGAAGAUUUAUGAAUGCAACGUUACGCAAUUAAUAUUCUUCCGAAAAUAAAAGAAGCCAAUGCAAUUAAUUUUAUUUUUCCUUACUCGAAGAAAAGGAUGUGGUCGAGAUAAUACAGAAAUUAAAGAGGG
Linum trigynum is the source of this 4545-nucleotide messenger RNA. Lineage: Eukaryota; Viridiplantae; Streptophyta; Magnoliopsida; Malpighiales; Linaceae. The record is from the annotation of a GenBank genome assembly.